AUGAGUACAACUGGGAAGCGGCUGUAUUGGCGUACAAUUACUACAGACUGGGAGAGGGAUGCAUGUGGAAGGCAAGGACCGUGGCAGGCAGCUGCUUGGAUACUACAGUACUUCCUUUACAUUAUUGGUUGGGAAGAGGUGUCCACCUACACAGAGGUCAUGCCUCUUUCCAGUCGUUUCUUCCCCCGCCAAGGGAACCAGCAUCCAGAUCCAUACAAGCGCGAUCUUGACCGCAUGGUCGCCGAGGACAUCAAGUAUGUCUGCUAUGCUGCGCAUCGGGAGAUGGUUAAGUUUGGAUGCUAUCUUCCGGAGCGCGUCAUGCGGCAGUUUGGAUUUGAGCAGACGAUACCUCGCGAUCCUACUGCCUCAGCUCCUAUCUCCAUGACCCGCAUGCAGUUGGAGGAGGUAUUCGCAGAUUGGGAGCAACAUGUGGUCCAUGAGGAGGCACGGGCGAUGCCACCAGAUCAUGAUUGGAGCUGUGUCGAGGGAUACAUCUCCUGGUACUACAAAGUCUCACACCCUACAUGCUUCCAGCCAGAGUCGUCUCAAGCUUUUGGAGGCCCUGUGUAG
This is a messenger RNA of Vicia villosa (hairy vetch), 570 nucleotides long. RefSeq lists its product as uncharacterized. The transcript is spliced from 2 exons. NCBI's taxonomy places the organism in Eukaryota, Viridiplantae, Streptophyta, Magnoliopsida, Fabales, Fabaceae. Bases 1 to 570 code for a protein of 189 amino acids. The record is from RefSeq and is a predicted model, not a curated record.